AUGUCUUCUCAAUAUGUGUCGCUCGCCAUCGGUGCUCAUACCUGGACGCCCGACAACAUUACAGAGGUUGAGGGUCUGUUGCAGGUUAUGCGCAGCCAUGGAAUCAAGAUCAUUGACACUGCUAGAAGCUAUGGCCUCGGCGCAUCGGAGACCACUAUCGGUCUCAAGAAGUUGGCUGGCGAAUUCGCCAUCGACACAAAGGCAGCCACGGGAAUAGCACCUGGUGCAGGGCAAAAGAUUUUGGAAUUCGCCAAAGAGAGCUUAGAAGCACUCCAAACUAACAAGGUCCGAGUUUUCUUUAUACAUGCCCCAGAUGAAGACACGCCCGUGGGUGUACAAAUGGAAGCCAUCCAAACGCUGUACAAGCAAGGGGCUUUUGAAACGUUUGGAGUGUCCAAUUUCACUCCAGAGCAGGUGAUUGAGUUCUACAACUACGCCAAAUCCAAGGAUUAUGUUCUUCCUACAGUAUAUCAGUCUAGCUAUUCGCUGGCUGUUCGUCAGAACGAAACAAGACUGUUCCCAACUCUCCGCAAACUUGGCAUCUCAAUCCAAGCUUACUCACCAAUGGCGGGAGGCUUGUUAUCAAAGACUCCAGAGUACAUUGAAGCCGGAAAGGGGAACUGGGAUCCCAAUAGCAUCACUGGCAAGAUCUUUCGUGACCUUUACUAUAAACCAUCUUAUUUGAAGAUGUUGGAAGAAUUCGGGAAGCUAUCUGCGGAAACUGGUAUCAGUCGAUCGGGUUUAGCUUAUCGUUGGGUGAGAUAUCAUUCAGCGCUCAAGCCAGAGCUUGGAGAUCAGAUGAUUCUGGGCUCCGUGAAUGCUCAGCAAUUGGAGGAGGCUCUGGGCGAGCUUAAUAAAGGCCCUCUUGAGGCAGCAACGGUUGAAAAGCUGGAAAGCCUGUGGCAGCUUAUCAAAGAUGAUGCGCCAAUUGACAAUCUCGUCUCCGUCCGCAAGGUUGUUCGGGGAUCUGCAUAG
Trichoderma aggressivum f. europaeum is the source of this 975-nucleotide messenger RNA. RefSeq lists its product as uncharacterized. The record is from RefSeq and is a predicted model, not a curated record. Bases 1 to 975 code for a protein of 324 amino acids. The transcript has 4 exons. Lineage: Eukaryota; Fungi; Ascomycota; Sordariomycetes; Hypocreales; Hypocreaceae.